Molecule: messenger RNA, 994 nt
Organism: Ananas comosus (pineapple)
Lineage: Eukaryota; Viridiplantae; Streptophyta; Magnoliopsida; Poales; Bromeliaceae
Product: ethylene-responsive transcription factor 1B-like
Exons: 1
Coding region: 164-877 (237 amino acids)
Biological process (GO): regulation of DNA-templated transcription; ethylene-activated signaling pathway
Molecular function (GO): DNA binding; DNA-binding transcription factor activity
Source: RefSeq, a predicted model, not a curated record
ACCCAUUCACCUCUCCCUUGAAUUGUUGAAUCCCCCCACUCAAACUAUAAAAACCCCUCCACCCCAACGUCCAAAAAUCGCAGCUCAAGUGUUUGUGUACAACCAACUAAGUAAUAAUCUCUAGCUUAGCUACUCUUGUUGUUGUUUUUUCUCUCAUAUCCCAAUGGAUUCUCCUAAUUCCUACUUCUCCUCGUCGUCGUCGUCGUCGUCGUCGUCGUCGGACUCGUCUUUGUUCGGCGAAUUCUUUCCUUUCGGCCCCGACGAUGCCGAGGAGAUGCUCUCCUUCGGCACGCUCGCCGACACUGGCGAAGGCGCGCCCCCCGAUGAGGCGAAAAAGAAUGGCGCGGAGGAGGGCGUGGCGGCGGCGGCGGGGAGAAAGGAGAGGAGCUAUAUAGGGGUGAGGCGGCGGCCGUGGGGGAAGUUCGCGGCGGAGAUACGGGACUCGACGCGGAACGGGGCGCGGGUGUGGCUGGGGACGUUCGACACGGAGGAGGCGGCGGCGCUGGCCUACGACCAGGCGGCGCUGUCGGUGCGAGGCGCGGCCGCGGUGCUCAACUUCUCCGAGGAGCGGGUGAGGGAGUCACUGGAGGGGCUGCAGUGGGGGGAGGAGGAGGAGGGGUGCUCCCCUGUGAUGGUGUUGAAGAAGAGACACUCCUUGAGGAGGAGUAGGGGUGGUGGUGGUGGUGGUGGUGUUGGUAGGAAGAGGAGGAGGAGGGUUGUGGUGAGCCAUGGAGAAGAGGAUGAUCAGGAGAUCAAAGAGGUGGUGAGGGUUGAGAAUGUUGUGGUGUUGGAGGAUUUGGGGGUGGAGUAUUUGGAAGAGAUUCUGAGAAUCUCAGAGAUUGCAAACACUACCUACUACUCCUCUACUGAAUUAUAGUAUAUUAACUUAGUUUGAUCCUUUGUUGUUAAUUUUCUUUUUUACUGUAACAAUAUCAUGAUUGAUCAAAUGGUAUAUGAUUACUUUAUUUAUUUAAUUAAUUAAGUUUUUUCUUUC